This is a messenger RNA of Theobroma umbraticum, 3108 nucleotides long. Its product is annotated as FGGY family of carbohydrate kinase. Gene Ontology annotation, biological process: carbohydrate phosphorylation; pentose metabolic process. NCBI's taxonomy places the organism in Eukaryota, Viridiplantae, Streptophyta, Magnoliopsida, Malvales, Malvaceae. Gene Ontology annotation, cellular component: cytoplasm. Gene Ontology annotation, molecular function: D-ribulokinase activity. The record is from RefSeq and is a predicted model, not a curated record.
CAUUAGUGGUCUUUUCUCUAUCUUGUGAUUUCCUUCAGCUUAUGGGUGAGAUCUCCAUCAAUAUCUCCAAUGGUUUCUGUAAUGGAACCAAGAUACUUAAAGAUUUCAUUUUGCAGUGUCUUCACCUUCUCAUGCUCCAUUCUGUUUGAAUUUACAUUUCAAAUAUUUUAUUUUAGAGAAACUGAAUUGGAAACGCUUAAGAUUCCAAAGUCUCUUUCCAUAACUCAAGUUUGGCAGUAAGCAUUCUUUUUUUUAUCAACCACACCCUAUCAUUCAGCAAAAAAGCUUUAAAUAAUAUAUAAUAUCCUGAAUAUAUCUGGUAAGUCAUCCAUUACUAGGGCAAAAAGGUAAAAGACUGAAAGCUGACUGCUGGUUUAGGCUUAUUGCUAUUCAAAAUGCUUUGUCCUUACACAAUAAUUGCUUGAUUACAUGUGUUUCAUCACUUGGCUAUAAGUAAUACGUACUCAUUUCUUCUAACAUAUUGAUUGAUAAUAAAAGGAAAACAACAAAAAGAGUUGAAUAGAAGGUGUUGGCAGGAUUGACUUGUCGUUUGUAACAGUCUAUUAAUACAACUAUGGACAGUUUUAUAAAUGCAUGAGAGGGCUUUUCUCUUGCUAAUAAAUUGGAAAAGUCUCUUAUUGUGAGUGUUUCAAUUUCCUAGUUGUUUGCAUAAGUAAGAAUAUUCCAUCUAAUAGCAUAAUGCUUUUGUUUUUUUCCAUUCUUUUUUCCUUUCAAAUUUUUAUUUUCCUUUGGGAUGUGGUUGUCAGGGUGGUUGGAUAAUUCAGCAUUAAAUUCUGACUGUUGCUUGAUAUGUCUUCCACCAUUAUGACAUUUUAGAUUUUUGAUGUUUUUUCUGAAAUUUAAUGCUGAAAUUAGCACCCUCUGGUUGGGUACGGUGAGAAGUAUUGACAGAUGUGUAGAAAGUGAUGACUUGCUAUGACUUAUCUUCUUGUGAUUCUACUUGUCAAAAAAUUUUCUUACUAUACGGUAGCCAAUGCAAAAUUUCAUCACAGGUGUCCAGUUGGGAUUAAAUGGAUAGCCAAUUGAUGGCCUUCAUUGUUUCUUGAUAAUUGAUCUGUUUGUGUAGUUCAGUGGAGAAUAUGAGUUGAAAAAUCCAGGCUAAUGGGCCUAUGAUCUUUUUUUCCUUCUUUCAUACCUUUACAAAUAAAACUUAAAAAAUGGGUAUACAUAUUUAUUCAACUGUUAUGUUACUUUGUUGUCCAUUUAAAUUUCAAAUACAGAAGAGCACUUGACAGUGGCAUCCAAUGUAGAAGAGCAAUGAGUUUGUCACGACUUAUCUUUAUGUGAUUCUACUUUCCACAAAAUUUUCUCACCAUAUGGUGGCUGAUGCAAAAUUUAAUCACAAAAGUGUAUAGUUAGCAUUAAAUGGAUAGCUAAUUUGUGGACUUCAUUGUUUCUUGAGAAUUGAUCUAUUUCUGUAGUUCAGUGGAGAAUAUUAGUUGAAAAAACCAGACUAAUGGGCCUAUGAUCUUUUUUCCCUUCCUUGGUUCCUUCACAAAUAAAACUUAGAGAACGAAUAUACAUAUGUACUGACCUGUUAUGUUACUUUGUUGUCCAUCCAAAUUUCAAAUACAGAAGAGCAUUUGACAGUGGCAUCCAACGUAGAAGCGCAAUGAAUUUGACGAAGUGUAGCUUUUCCUGGCCAUGGUUUGGGUUCUGGGCUUACUCCUACAGCUGCGAAGGCAAGAAAUUUUGUACUGAAGAUUUGACAUUGAUUUCAAGUGGCGCUCUUGAGGAACUGGGUCUGCUAGCUGGAACACCUGUUGGGACAUCGCUGAUUGAUGCUCAUGCUGGUGGUGUGGGGGUAAUGGAAAGUCUACCCAAGACAGAUUGUGAAGCUGAAGAGAAUGAUAAUGAAGCUAUAAGCCAUCGUAUGGUGCUGGUGUGUGGCACUUCUACUUGUCACAUGGCGGUAUCGCGGGACAAGCUGUUUAUUCCUGGGGUGUGGGGACCAUUUUGGUCAGCAAUGAUACCUGAGUAUUGGCUCACAGAAGGUGGGCAGAGUGCUACUGGUGCAUUAUUGGAUUACAUAAUUGAAAACCAUGUUUCUUCUCCUCGACUUGCAAAUCGUGCUGCCUCUCAAAAUACUUCCCUGUUUCUGCUGCUGAACAAUAUGUUAGAAUCAAUGAUGUCUGAGAUGCAGUAUCCGUUUAUAGCUGCUUUGACUGAAGAUAUACACGUCCUUCCUGACUUCCAUGGAAACAGGUCUCCGAUUGCAGAUCCAAAAGCAAAAGGAGUUGUGUGUGGAUUGACUCUCGACACUAGUGAGAAACAGUUGGCUCGACUAUACCUUGCCACAAUGCAGGGUAUUGCAUAUGGUACACGUCACAUUGUGGAGCAUUGCAAUGCCAAUGGUCAUAAGAUUGACACAUUACUUGCAUGUGGUGGUCUCUCAAAAAAUGCCCUCUUCAUUCAAGAACACGCAGAUAUUAUUGGUUGCCCUAUAAUGCUUCCACGUGAAAGUGAGUCAGUGCUCUUAGGGGCUGCUAUUCUUGGUGCAGUAGCUGCGAAGAAGUAUUCUUGUCUCAGUGACGCCAUGAAAGCACUUAAUGCGGCUGGUCGGGUCAUUCAUCCAUCAAAAGACCCAAGGGUGAAGAAGUAUCAUGAUGCCAAAUACCGAAUUUUCCUUGAACUUUAUGAGCAGCAGCUAUCGCAUCGUUCCAUCAUGGCACAAGCAUUGGCAUAGAUUAUGAGGUACAUGGUUGCAACUUGGGAAUGCUUUUCUUGAAUUGGGUUUUUGAAUGUUAAGGAAGUGAGUGGGACUGUGUAAAGUUACUGGAUUACUGGUAAAGAUACUUGCGUAAAUAAUUGGUGUUGUAGUUGCAUGUGAAAACUAGCGCAGACAGGAGGACCUGAAUUAGGAUUAAUGGAUGAGUUUCACAUUUUUAAUUCCUUUAGCUGGAAAUCAUCUCUCAAUGGAGGAAAUAUAGGGGGGGUAAGAAAGAGAAGGUAGGAAUUUGGAAUGAAAAGGGACUCUUUCCAUCGCAUAUAUACGCCUCUUCUUGCUUAUCCUAAAGUUCAUUGAGUUGAGUCCUUCAAGCUGGGUGUUAUUUGGAAACAAAAAUAAAUGCAUAAUUUUAUGGCAAA